CUGCUGCGGCUGCUAGUGAGCUUAAUUUCUUCAUCCCAACUUGAACGUCAAACAGGUAAUCACUUGCAUAUAACAUCAUGGUGCUCGGGAAUCCUCUCUUCUGGUUACUGCUCUACUUGUGGCUCAAAGAUAGGAAAACUCAGCCAUCGCUGACAGAUAAAAGGCCAUCGCAGAAUCGAUCGAGGCCAAAGAAAAAUGCUAACAAGACGGUCUUUCGUUUACACGAUCUACCAAUAGAAAUUGAACGCGAAAUCACCCUUCUUGCUGCUUGCUCCUCUCCUGCGACGUACCGCGCGCUCCUUUUAACGUGCCGUUCCACGAAAUCUCUAUGUCGGGUAGAGGAAACGAUUCCAUAUCUUUCGAUCACACUCUUCAGACAUUAUCAGCUUGAAUCCUUCUAUACUGCCCUGAGAACAUCCCCCGAAUUUGCUAGCCAUGUGAAGCAUCUUUGGGUGUUCUCGGAUCGCAAAUUUGGUAGCGACGGUAGACCCGCAUCUGAGUUGACAAACGACGUCUUUCAUCUCUGUCCCAAUAUCGUCUCGGCUGCCUGCAACUUAAUACGGUUCCUACGAUUCCCAUGGUUGGAGUCUGUCAAGGAUCUCACUGUCCCCGAAGGCAUCCCACAUCACGCUGUCGGAAAUCAGACUUCCAACCUCUCAAUCGAAAGAUUACAUAUAAUGCUCGGUUCUGGAGGAUCCGUGCAGGGAACCGCGUCUAUGUAUAUCCCUGAAAUUGAGAGUUUGAGACAAGUGUCUUUUUCCCUGGGGAAUAUACCAAGGUUCGGGGUGAGGGAAAUCGAUGGAAGAGUGGAGAGAGUUGCUGUUCUUGUCCGGUAUUCGGGACCUGGAAGUGAAGAUGUUAUUGCGCGAGCUGUGGAGCACACGAGAGGGUUGGGAGAUCGUUGUACCUUCCAUAGUUGCCCGAGACGGUUGGGAGAGAUGAAAUUGUGGGCAGAGAGGGUGAGGGAUAAGGAUGCGAUAUGGAAAUUGAGGAAGGUGCCGUCGUCUUGAAAUGUGACCGUCGUGGAGGAAGGGAAAGUUUACGAAUCGAGAAGCUGGGAAUGUAGAAGGAGCGUUAUUUCAUUGACGCGCAUCUCUCUACACAUAUCUGAGUCUAUUUCUUGUGAGCUGUUUGGGACAAUGUAAUAUAUCAGAAAUUUGUUGUAUAGAUGGCAUGUUGCCAUGUCCGCAUAA
Molecule: messenger RNA, 1193 nt
Organism: Marasmius oreades (fairy-ring Marasmius)
Lineage: Eukaryota; Fungi; Basidiomycota; Agaricomycetes; Agaricales; Marasmiaceae
Exons: 3
Coding region: 78-1010 (310 amino acids)
Source: RefSeq, a predicted model, not a curated record